This is a messenger RNA of Vombatus ursinus (common wombat), 777 nucleotides long. Its product is annotated as lysine-specific histone demethylase 1A-like. The transcript has 3 exons. The record is from RefSeq and is a predicted model, not a curated record. Lineage: Eukaryota; Metazoa; Chordata; Mammalia; Diprotodontia; Vombatidae. Bases 1 to 777 code for a protein of 258 amino acids.
AUGCUGACCGGGAAGAAGGCGGCCGCGGCGGCGGCGGCGGCGGCAGCGGCGAACGGCGCCGAGGCGGCGGCGGCCGUGGCGGCGGCGGCGGUGACCGCGGCGCCCCCGGCCGCCGGCCUGGCGGGCUCGGCUGAGGCGGGGCCCGGGCCCGGGGCCGGAGCUGGGAGUGGGUCAGGGCCCGGCACGGAGCGCACGCCCCGCAAGAAGGAGCCGCUGCGGGCCUCGCCUCCCGGGGGCCUGGCGGAGCCGACGGGCCCCGCCGGAGCGCCGCAGCCUGGCCCCGCCGGAGCGCCGGGACCUGCCGGGGCGCCCAUGGAGACGGGCAUCGCCGAGACCCCCGAGGGCCGCCGGACCAGCCGACGCAAGCGGGCCAAGGAACCCCCCCCCAUCUCCCCACGAAGACUCUACUCUGGCGUGGAGAACCUUGGAGACCUUUCCUUCCCCCCCAUGGAGAUCCCCUCAGGAACACCCCCCAUCUCCCCACGGAGACCCUACCCCGGCCUAGAGAUCCAGGGAGACUUCUCCUCCCCCAAGGGAGACCUCCCCCCAUCAACCCUACCCGUGGAGAACCGGGGAGACUUCCCCCCCACCCCCAUGGAGGCUCCCCUCAGGAAGGGCCCCUCUUCACAGAGACCCUACCUGGGCGUGGGGAUCCUAGGAGACCUUCUCCUCCCCCCAUGGAGACCCAGGAAGGCUCCCUCAGGAAGCCCCCCCAUAACUUUCCCCACAGAGACCCUACCCCACCAUGGAGACCCACCCCCCCCCACACCAAGAUAA